This is a messenger RNA of Penicillium manginii, 810 nucleotides long. RefSeq lists its product as uncharacterized. The record is from RefSeq and is a predicted model, not a curated record. Lineage: Eukaryota; Fungi; Ascomycota; Eurotiomycetes; Eurotiales; Aspergillaceae. The transcript has a single exon. Bases 1 to 810 code for a protein of 269 amino acids.
AUGAGUGACUCGGAGCUAAAGAUAAUCUCUUGUCAAGGGGCCAUAGCUAACGCAGGGGCCUUUGGCAUUGAUAGAGACCCUGUUCGCUCAUUUUCUGAGCUUGCUGGAGAAGGGAUGUUGCGACGUCGAUGGUUAGAAAAUGCCGAUGAGCCAAACUGCCCGAUUGAACAAUCCACGCUAACCUAUGAAGAUUUGCUGGCAGCCUCUUCGGAAGUAGAGGAUGUGAAUGGAGAUGACCAAAUGAAACAAGAACUCGAUGAAAUGGAAGAUCACGCCUCCGCAGUUCCUGAUGACCUUCGAGAACUAAUUCAAAAUGCUCCCCCUGGUACAUCUCACUACAUCAUGAUUAAUUCCAAUAUACGUGGUUCUAGCUUUACAUGGCAAGGACUGAUCGGACCAGGAGUUAUGCUGAUCGACCUCUUCGAGAGGGAAGAGAACAGUGCUGCUCCGUAUGCUUCCGAUGUAAGUCAAGCUCUUUAUCGGCAUUAUCAUCCAAUGCAGUUAUUGGGCUAUAUCUAUGUAACGAGUGUAAUAAACGGUCAAACAAUCUCUUUUGUUAGAGAUUGUCUAUACGGAGCCAACGGGGAUGAUCACUGGCCAUCAGGAUGGCCAAGUGGCAGUUGUUUACGAGAGUGGAAUCACGGCACCCCGCAGUUUGAUGCCUUGAUGGGCUCCAGAAUUGGCAAGACAGUUGCCUACAUCUUGCUCAGUGCGUUUCCUCGAGGCACUCGGCGAAUCGGGAAAAUCACUACGUGGCCUAGCGCAAUCUCUGUUGAUUUACGAUUUGAUAUUGAAGCCUCUAUGCCUUGA